Messenger RNA from Alosa alosa (allis shad), 1889 nucleotides. RefSeq names its product Spi-C transcription factor (Spi-1/PU.1 related) (gene spic). The transcript has 5 exons. The record is from RefSeq and is a predicted model, not a curated record. NCBI's taxonomy places the organism in Eukaryota, Metazoa, Chordata, Actinopteri, Clupeiformes, Clupeidae. Gene Ontology annotation, molecular function: sequence-specific DNA binding; DNA-binding transcription factor activity, RNA polymerase II-specific. Gene Ontology annotation, biological process: cell differentiation; regulation of transcription by RNA polymerase II. Gene Ontology annotation, cellular component: nucleus. The coding region runs from base 193 to 993 and encodes 266 amino acids.
ACAUUUAAAUGGGCUCUGGCCCCUGGCAGGUUAUUCGUUCAGGUGUUCCAUGGCUGCUGGCUAGCCUCUCCCGCAGGUAUAUAUACCUGCCCGAGCAUACCUGGCCAAAGCUAGUCCACCUGCCUUCACACUGGCCAAAGUCUCGCCUCUCGCUGACUGUGUCAAACGUCCUUGUUUUUUGGAGGUCCCAUAAUGAGUUCUCUGGACAGUGACUUUCAGGAUGCCAUCGAUGUUAUUCAGAGGGACGCAGAUCACCUGUACCACGAAUCAGGUAUAAAUCACUACGUGACGCUGGAGUGUCAGCCUCCACCAGGGCGUCAGGGGGCAACCUGUUACCCCUACACCCCCCUCGUCACAUCCCCAGUAGCCAUGGCAGACUGGGGCGAAACAACGUCGUGGCCCCAUAUUGUGCCUGAUCUGUCUCUGCCUCCACCUGGGCACUCAGAACCCACACAGUUCUACCCGGUCAUGCAGCUGUCACGCAGCAGGAAAGGACGCAAGAAGCUGCGUCUCUUCGAGUAUCUCCACGAGGCCCUUCAUGACGCCAACAUGGUGGACUCCAUCCAGUGGACGGACCGUGGUUCCGGAACCUUCCACUUUGUAUCCAAGAACAAGGAGAAGCUCGCGGAGUGCUGGGGCCGCCGCAAGGGCAACCGCAAGACCAUGACCUACCAGAAGAUGGCGCGUGCCCUCCGCAACUACAGCCGCACCGGCGAGAUCGUCAAGGUCCGGCGCAAGCUCACCUACCAGUUCAACCCCGCCAUCUUGCAGCGGCUGGGCACCGGGCAUCUAGCGCCACCUGCUGGGCACUCUGUGGGGCACAUGCCUAGAGAGACGCUGGGCUCCCAUCAGCACUCCGUAUCGGCCGACAUGGGGUACUAUGCGCCGUCCGGGUCCGAGUGGCAGGUCUGGUAUGGACAGCACUCCAGCGCCUACCAGGCAGAGUACGACCUCGCCACGGUCCUGACGUCAGCGGACGGAUCAAAGAUAUGAGUUAUUACUAAAUGGCCGCCUGGCCACUGUGACUAUACAGGGAGAAUUAAUUCAGUUCGGUCACUCAGUUCAUUCAGUCUAUCAGAGGGACUCAUUCAUAGGCGCUUUCCCACCGACGGGAUUUUUGCAGUACCUACAACAUAAUGUUCCUAUAACCAUUUUUUCCUGGUGUUCCGACCGGACACAUUUGUGGAUUAUUAAGUUCCUAUGGCGCCAGUUCCUGUAACUCUUUCAGCUCCUACUUCAGGGCAGGGACUUUUCCCUUUUCCCUUUUUUGCAUAGGAACCCUUGUGACCUAGGUCUUCUUUGAUUGGUCCAACUUAUAAGUCACGCCCACUGUCAACCCACGUUGAAUGGGCAACCAGUUCCUAUGGCCACUUGUCCAGUGCGAAUGCAAAUGGCAAAACUUUGGAGGAGAGUAGUUAGUAGAACUGUUUAGAAGUAAAAUGGCUUCAUCGUGGCUAUUCACCUUAAUUAUUAUCAUCUACACCACAUGGGAAAGAAAAGCAUGUUUAAAGCAGUGUUUAAGGUUCUAUUUCUUCAUCAGGGUCUCUUGUAGCCUGUUUUCCUUGUUGGUUUUUGUGCAAUUGUGUACUGUUUGUGUUCCUGCAUUCACAUAACAAUGGCACAAAAAAGACUCUUGAGUGCUGGGGCACCGAUGUCUUGUUCUUGUGAAUAGAUGUGAAUAAAUUGUCUCAGGAAAAAAAACGUAUUUCGAUUUUUGAGAGGAUGAAGCACAAACAAGCCAUUGCAAAUAUCAAAGAGUGCUGUUGAAUGCAGGAUAAUUGUGAAAAGAAGGGAAAAAAACAUCACCAUCUCAGGCACUGUAAAUAUGUUCCACUUCGAUGUCUAUCUUUUUUUUACUCUAUAAGUCUAAGAGUCUUUGUUAUUUCUGG